GAUGUUAAUUAAAACAUAUUUAAAUAAUGUUUCAUUUAAAAUCAAAAUGUGUGUUCAUUUUGUUUGUCUUGUUUUGGGUACAAGCUGCGGCAGUUGGUGAAGUGAAUAUUAGUAGUGAUAAUUUUACUUUUACUUACAACAUGGCCCUCCGCUGCAAAGAACAUCAAUGCCUACAUGGCUACAGCUAUGAGACGUUUUACAAACUGGAUGCCGAAGCCCGCAAGCCUCAAACCCCAGGUGCUGUCUUCGAAAUGCAUUUGGCAAUACUAGCUUCAAGCAAUGGACACAUUUUACUGUCUACACUGCCUUUUCCAGACCCCAACGAUCCCGUUUAUGAAAUUGUGGUGGGGGGAGGCGGCAAUAAAUUUACGGAACUCCGGCGCAACUUACGUCGAAAUGCUAAGACUUCGGCGAAAACCACCGGGAUAUUGUCUGCAGUUGAUUUCCGGGCGUUCUACAUCAGAAUAUCGGAAGAUGGUCUAAUAGACUUCGGCAAAGAAGGCUCGCAAGUCUCGAUACUGUCAUAUUACGACGUCAAUCCAUUGCCAAUUAACUACUUCAGUUUCGCCGCAUGGAACGGCGUCGAAGCCAAAUUCUUGUACGACUGCCCUGAUCCAGUUGCAGCCACUACUGAAACUUCCCCGGACUCAACUGCUGUGGAACGAAAGCUAUCAAAUUCGGAAUCACUAAAACGCACCCUCCUUGUGGGCCGAUCUUCUUACCUACCACCGGAAGGUUCUUCCGUCGUGGUCAAGAUUGGUAUUAAAAUAACUAACAUAAAAUACAAUGCUGUUGAUUCUAAGUUAUCCCUUGGAUUGGCCAUCAUUUCAAGUUGGACUGACAACCGAAUGGCUUGGGAACCCAAGAAGUUUAAUAACACCACCAGCCUCACGUUCCGACAGGGGCAAAUAUGGAGACCUACAUUCUUCAAUUUUAAUUCAGAAGAUAUAUCAAUAUUGGAUUCGAAAAAUCCGGAAUUGAUUUCAAUGGCGUCCAGUGGCGAAGCGACUUUCCAUUUCCGGACUGUGGUCAACACAUGGUGCCAUACUGGUACGGGACAGCAGAAAAAUAAGAAUACCUGGCCACACGAUGAAUACUCAUGUACCAUUUUAAUUGGAGCCUGGGAGCCCCAUGAGAUGAUCACAUUAGAAGCUCUUAACACGACAGAUCCGAAAAUGAUGCUCUUUGCAGGUAUGGACGACGUGAUACAAAGUGAAUGGGAGAAGACCAUCAAAGUGGUGAUAGUCUCCAAUGAUAUAUGGAGUAUUGUGUUCGGCGACAGUGACAACACUACUCACCAAAGUGAUCGUCUUUUGAUCUCUAUACAGAUGAGAAGAACGGCAACUACUUAUAAUAUUGUUUUCUAUACUCCUUUGUUAGUCUUGGUAACCUUCGUAUUAAUGUCGUUCUGGACGGAGCCGUUGCAACUCUCCCGGAUAUGGUUCUUUGCAGGAUGUGUCAUUGUCAUUUGCAUGGGAUUGUGUUACGUCGAUUACUUGGUACCUUCACAUAAUGUGCCUUCUCUACUCAUCCUCUAUACCACAAUCCUAAUGGGUAUACUAUUGGCUCUUCUAAUCCAUGUGGCUCUGAUGACAGACACAGCGCAGAAACUUUGCAAGACUGCGUCAGUGCAGUCUGUGCUUACUGCUAAAUGGUUUAGAACUCUAUUCUGCUUGCCAACAAUGAAGACCUGUAAAAUCUACGAAUCCAUAAACGAAGGCUACGCGUCUCAAGAUGACGAUGAACCAGCUUUUGUAAGUCCUCCAAAUAGCACUAUUGAGGAAAUGCAAUGCGACGUCAUUAAAUACGGAGAACCACAAGAACUAGCUGAAGUAGUUGAUAAAACGAUGUUUGUUAUCUACUCUGUCACAUUUGCUAUUAUGUUAGCUCUACAUUUUUAGCUCCACUAU
This is a messenger RNA of Hyposmocoma kahamanoa, 1910 nucleotides long. RefSeq lists its product as uncharacterized. The transcript is spliced from 12 exons. The record is from RefSeq and is a predicted model, not a curated record. The coding region runs from base 27 to 1901 and encodes 624 amino acids. Lineage: Eukaryota; Metazoa; Arthropoda; Insecta; Lepidoptera; Cosmopterigidae. Gene Ontology annotation, biological process: monoatomic ion transport. Gene Ontology annotation, cellular component: membrane. Gene Ontology annotation, molecular function: extracellular ligand-gated monoatomic ion channel activity.